AUGAUCUCACUCCUUCUGUUGAUCCUGCCUCUAUGCUUAGCUGCAAUAUAUGAAAGAGCAGCAGACCUUCCUACUCAGGACUUCGACUAUAUCAUCGUAGGAGGAGGAACGGCAGGAAAUGUCCUUGCCAACCGUUUGACUGAACAGCCUGAUCUAUCAAUCCUCGUUCUUGAAGCUGGAAGAUCGACCGCAGAUGUCCUGACCUCGCUAGUACCCUUCUUCUGUACUGCUCCGGAAUGGCCAUUGGACUGGAACUUUACUACAAUCCCGCAGCUCGGCUUGAACGGCCGGGUCUUUCCCUACCUAAGGGGGUUCGGAUUGGGUGGAUGUAGUGCUACUAAUAUCAUGACAUACACGCGCGGAUCGUCGGAGGACUAUGGUCGCUAUGCGAGACUCAGUGGGGACGAGGGAUGGAGAUGGGAUCAGAUGCAGCCGUAUUUUCAAAAGAAUGAGCGGUUUGUUGCUCCUGCCGAUCACCACAAUAUCACUGGUCAGUAUAAUCCCGCAGUGCACAAUUUUGAGGGAAUCAACUCUGUGUCGCUCGCUGAAUACCCGAGUGACGUCGACGGACGAGUCAUUCAAGCGACCAAGGAGCUCUCUGACGAGUUUCCGUUCAAUCUCGAUUACAAUUCUGGGUAUCAUUUGGGUGUUGGAUGGCACCAAAAAACCAUCGGAAACGGGACGAGAAGUAGCUCGGAAACGUCAUACCUUGGCUCUGAGUACAUCAACCGGGUGAAUUUAUACGUCCUCGUAAAUUCGCAUGUCACUCGCAUUCUGGUAGCAACCGAUUCAACUGUGGACGACGAAUCGGAGCCGUAUUUUAAUAGCGUCGAGUUCACGCAGGAUGCUGGAAAAACGACGUAUACCCUUUCCGCCCGCGAAGAAAUCAUUCUGUCUGCCGGAGUUAUAGGGACUCCUCAUAUCCUCCUCAAUUCGGGUGUUGGUUCCGCUGAUGAGCUGUCUGCGUUGGGCAUCACUCCGAUGCUGCAUCUUCCCGAUGUUGGGAAGAACAUGACAGAUCAAGUGAGCAUGAGGCUUUCCUGGGCUGUGAACGAUACGCAGAUGGUAGAGAGUGUAUAUUGGAGAAACGAGACCUUCCAGGAGGAGGUUUUGGCGAAAUGGCAGUCAGAUCGAAGCGGGUUCCUGGCUAACCCUCCCUCGAACCAAUUAGGAUUCUUCCGCCUAAAAGAUGUUCUGAUGGAGGAAGAAUCCUGUGCUGGAAAUCAGACAGGUCAUUACGAAUUGGUAUUCAGUGGCGGGAUGGACACCUUACCCGUUCCAGCAGGCGGCAGCUAUUUCACGGCACUGGUUAACAUCUUGUGUCCGCUUUCUCGUGGGAAUGUCACCGUCAACAGUACCAAUCCCCUCUCCCCACCAGUCAUAAACCCCAACGUCCUCACGCACGCGCAGGAUCUAAUGCAGAUGAAACAUGCUAUUGGAGGUGCACAGAGGUUUGCCGCCGCGCCUGUCUGGGCAGACUAUAUCCUCGAGCUCUCUGUGGAUAUCGGCGAUCUAGAGGGAAGUAUUCGAACUCAAGCAAGGCCUGCCGGUCAUUCGGUCGGUACCGCGAGUAUGUCCCCGCUUCAUGCACAUUGGGGAGUUGUCGAUCCCGAUUUGAAGCUCAAACGGGCCAAGGGUGUGAGAAUUGUAGAUGCAUCGGUUCUGCCCUACGUACCGGCAGCACAUACGCAAGCUCCGGUGUAUGCGGUUGCGGAGAGGGCGGCGGAUUUGAUAAAAAGGGGAAAAUUCCCUGAGACACAUGCUGCGUAG
Molecule: messenger RNA, 1770 nt
Organism: Desarmillaria tabescens
Lineage: Eukaryota; Fungi; Basidiomycota; Agaricomycetes; Agaricales; Physalacriaceae
Product: alcohol oxidase
Exons: 10
Coding region: 1-1770 (589 amino acids)
Molecular function (GO): oxidoreductase activity, acting on CH-OH group of donors; flavin adenine dinucleotide binding
Source: RefSeq, a predicted model, not a curated record